ACUAGUAAUAUUCAUGAAUGGAAAACUGAGGAGUUUCAUGAUGUUUGCAAAGGAAUUCAAGGCUGGAGAAAGUGUCAACAAACAUGGCGAGCGAGGAGGUUGUUCGUAUCGAUGAAGUUGAAAUGGGCGCAGCUGGCACUGCGGACGGGAUUUUAGCAAAGGAAAAACAAAAAUUUGAAUAUAUACAUGGUCAUGUUGAACAUCAAGAGCUACAUGUUCCUCCACUUGACGAGUUGUCCAAAGUGUUGAAAUCAGCUCUUAGUAAAAACUUCAAAGAAGUCCAUGUCAGCAUUGUUGAUUGUCCUGAUCUAACCCAGAAACCAUGGACCCUUGCUGCACCAGGUAUUUGUGGGAGCACUCGCUUGGCCCUGGUUGGAGGUGUUCCAUAUUUAGUCCCUGUUCCAAAUUUAUCCAAGGUAUAUAAUUUUGAUAUCAUUGCAAAGCAAAUUGGAAUGCCCAAUGGAGUUUUCAUUGGUCCUGGGGCAGGUAACAGCCAUGCCGUUGGAGUAAAUUGUGAGAUGGUAGCAAAUCUAAGACUCUCCCCAGAUAUCAUAAGAUCAAAAAUGAUCAAGGUUAAUCCACAGGAUGGUUCUGCUGUACAGCAAGAUUAUAAUGUGAAAGAAUUUGCUCUGAUGGCAGACAUGCUGGUUUCUGAAGGCAAACAAGGAAAGGUGCUGAAGGUUGUUGCAAAAUGCCGCAAAGGUGAAGACAACUUUAUAUCCUGCAUGCGUCAAUCAUUGGACCAUUACUAUGGCAACUUCAGAACUGUUGGUAUGGGUGGUGUCUUCUGCAUUGAGAGUGGCCAAGCAAAACUUCAUGUUAUGCCAGCAUUUAGCGAAGAGGGUUUGGACAGCACUGUGCAUGUUAAAGAAUGGCUAAAGUACUAUACAAUGAAUGCACCACUCGUCUGCCUCAGUGUGUUUGUCUCUAAUGACUCAGGUUUAGACAUACGACUUGAGCACACGCAUUGCUUUAGUCACCACGGUGAAGGCGGGCACUACCACGAAGAUACGACCCCAGAGGAAGUGACCUACGUAGGGUACUUUGUUCCUGCCGAGUACGUUUACCGUAUAGACCGCCCUCCUUCCACGCACACGAUAGGACGGGAAUAAACGUAAUGACCACACGAAACGUUCACAAAUGAAAAACAAUGCAUGUUUUGCGUCGGGAUGGCAUUGCAGUUAACGUUAUGACGUAGUUUGCAGACAAACGCCUCUGAUUGGCCAAUGCAAACUACGUCACAGCCCUGAGACUUUCUUUGAGAGGUCUCAAAUCUCUCAAUAGCAUAAACUGGAAGUACAAAGUCUUUAAAUACUUAUUCAUUUAAACUUUUAGAUCGGUCUAUCCUCAAAAAAGUACAAUCAACCUUUUUUCUGUUUUCUUUGGAAGCACAACUAAGCGGUGCAAUACUUGAACAUACAUCUUAUAUUUAACUACAAUUUUACCCGGAAGCAAAGCAGGCCAUUUUGAUGGGCAGUUUAGACAAAUAUUAGCUGGUCUAAAACUGAACGAACGUUUCAUGCGUAUAAACGAUUAUGAUGUGCCCCUCUCGCUGUUGUGAAUGAUGAAAAUUCAUUCAUAAUGGCGUCACAAGUGAUUCUUUAAUAAGUGUGUUAGUGUUUUGAUGAUAAUAUGACCCACGAUUAUGAUUUCUUAUCUCCCACAAUGACGAGACGUGGAUGAUUUUCAUUCUUACUUUAUGUAAUUUAAUUGGUAGAGAAUAAUACGAAGAAUAAACUAUAAAA
This is a messenger RNA of Dendronephthya gigantea, 1745 nucleotides long. RefSeq names its product ester hydrolase C11orf54 homolog. The transcript has 9 exons. Gene Ontology annotation, molecular function: zinc ion binding; hydrolase activity, acting on ester bonds. NCBI's taxonomy places the organism in Eukaryota, Metazoa, Cnidaria, Anthozoa, Malacalcyonacea, Nephtheidae. The record is from RefSeq and is a predicted model, not a curated record. Bases 84 to 1112 code for a protein of 342 amino acids. Gene Ontology annotation, cellular component: nucleus.